AGUAUCUCUCUCGCGCCACAUAAACUCAAAGCCACGUAGACAUCAUUAUUGAUUUACACACUUGAUGUGUGUUAAGUAAGGAUUUCCAAUAUGGCAGUGUAGUAUAUAAUUCACAUCUCUCUACUCACCUCGAGGGCUUGAGAAGUUGGGAAAAGACCACCAUUUAUUACUCCUCUCUCUCUUUCUCUCUUCUCUGUACGCAAAGUGAGACGCAAUGGAACACGAGCGCAAGAACAAUCUGAAUGGGAUGGAGAUGGAAAAGGGAAAUAAGGAGAGUGGUUCGAGAAAAGGGCUUGAGUUAACGAUGAGAGUGUUGGCUUUGGUUCUAUCACUGACGGCUGCAACAGUACUUGGUGUCGCAAAACAGACCAAGGUUGUGUCUAUAACGCUGAUUCCAACUUUGCCUCCACUUGAUGUGUCCGCAACAGCCAAAGCCUCUUACUUGUCUGCCUUUGUGUUCAACAUUUCGGCAAACGCCAUAGCUUGCGGUUACACAGCGAUCUCAAUAGCCAUUCUGAUGGUCAGCAAAGGAAGAAGAAGCAAAGGCUUGAUAAUGGCGGUGCUAAUAGGUGAUCUAGUGAUGAUGGCUUUGCUAUUUUCCAGCACCGGAGCCGCCGGAGCAAUAGGGUUGAUGGGUGUACAAGGGAACAAGCAUGUGAUGUGGAAGAAAGUGUGUAACGUUUUUGGAAAAUUCUGUCACCAAACUGCUGCUUCGGUGGCCAUCACUCUUCUCGCAGCAAUUAUGUUUAUGGUUCUUGUUGUUCUUGAUGCUAUGAAGCUUCCUCAAUGCAAGUGAUAUUUCUGUUUCUUCUGCAGCUCUUCCGCUUCUUGUCGUGUUGUGUUGUGUGAAGUCAUUAUCAACAAUCAUGUAAUUGUCAAUUUGCUUUUAAUGCUUUUUAUGAAAUCGUUUUCUACGGUGAGCAUUUA
This is a messenger RNA of Brassica rapa (field mustard), 927 nucleotides long. RefSeq names its product CASP-like protein 1E1. NCBI's taxonomy places the organism in Eukaryota, Viridiplantae, Streptophyta, Magnoliopsida, Brassicales, Brassicaceae. The record is from RefSeq and is a predicted model, not a curated record.